Parastagonospora nodorum SN15 is the source of this 375-nucleotide messenger RNA. RefSeq lists its product as hypothetical. The coding region runs from base 1 to 375 and encodes 124 amino acids. NCBI's taxonomy places the organism in Eukaryota, Fungi, Ascomycota, Dothideomycetes, Pleosporales, Phaeosphaeriaceae. The transcript has 2 exons. The record is from RefSeq and is a predicted model, not a curated record.
AUGGAGCAACACCGCGACGCCCCGGCUCACAUGGAAAUGUUCAGUUGCGCUGUCUGCACGAGGUUCUUUGGAGACCGCAAAGCUCUGGCGCAACACGAGGCGUCUCCCCCACACGUGAAGAUGGUGGCCGCAAACAGAAGCGCACCUUUGGUUGGCGCAGUUCAACCAACUCAUCCGCCUGUACCAGCUAUGGGCGAAAACUCCUCUGACUUCAUCGCUUUUGAAGACGAAGAUGCACGCGAUGAUUACGAGCAUGAGUUCAACAUGCGCGACACGCAUACAGUGUCAAACUUUAGCGACGAUGACCAGGACUGGGUCUUGUGCGACAAAGACUGCGGAUGGUGCGGACACUGUGGUGAUGCCGUCGAUUAUUGA